UGUUUAAAACCACUCAAAAUCAAAGAGAGCUCAUUUUGUUUCUUCUCUCGCCACAACACAAAAUUCACAAAGACAAGAUACAAAAUCGUUUCUCAUACAUUCCGUGAGAAGCUAGAAAGAAUCAGGAAACCCCUAUUAAUCAUCCAAAGUUCAUGGCUUUUCUUUUACCAAACCUCUCCCCUUCUCUCCUUAUCAAUUCCAAAUCCUUCAAAGAUAGGGAGAAACCAGUCUUGUACCAAACCCCAACUUUACCCUCUCAUUAUCAAACCACCACCACCACAACAUCAACAACAACUAAAAAACCCACCAAUACUAACUCUUCCAUGCCCCCUCCACUGCAGGUUAAGACUCCACCGGGUGCACAGGAUAAGGAGCAGCACCAAAGAGAUGAGUUUUAUGUAAACCUUGGCCUAGCUGUGCGGACACUCCGUGAGGAUUUGCCUUUUUUAUUCACAGAAGACCUCAAUUACGACAUCUAUAGGGAUGAUAUCACAUUUAUAGACCCUCUGAAUACUUUCACUGGAAUUGACAACUAUAAAUUGAUCUUUUGGGCAUUGAGAUUUCAUGGUAAAAUGUUGUUUAGAGAGAUUUCACUCGAGGUUUAUAGGAUUUGGCAACCCUCAGAGAAUGUGAUAUUGAUUAGAUGGAACUUAAAGGGUGUUCCUAGGGUCCCAUGGGAGGCCAAGGGAGAGUUUCAGGGCACUUCAAGGUAUAAAUUGGAUAGAAAUGGAAAAAUUUAUGAACAUAAAGUGGAUAAUCUGGCCUUCAAUUUUCCUCAGCAGCUCAAACCUGCUGCUUCUGUAUUGGAUUUGGUGGCUGCUUGCCCUGCUAGUCCUAAUCCAACGUUUUUGUGGGGACCUGCGGACGUCUACUCAUCUUCAUGGGUGGAAUUCUAUCGUGCAGUUAGAGAGACUUUGGACCGGGAGAACAGUACAAAUUGCUUUUGCAAGAUGGCUACCUGUUCAUAGUUAGUGAGGUACUUAUAAUAUGAUGUAUAUCAAGAAUUUUGAUUCCUCAAAAAAUAUGUAUUAUUAGUGCAUUAUAUAAUUAAUGAUAUAUUGAAAGACAACAAGUAAUGGAUUUUGUUGAAGGAUAAGGUGUAUGUGCACGGGCCAGGAUGCUGGAGAGUUCAAUGUGCUUAUGCUUCAGUGAAGGUAGAGAAGCUUAGACAUGUUUAAUAACUCAUACAGAUCUGAUUUGUAUGUAUACAAAGUCUUUAGUCAGUAUGUUAAUAAUAGAGCUUGUUUUGCAAUAA
Messenger RNA from Populus nigra (black poplar), 1255 nucleotides. RefSeq lists its product as uncharacterized. The coding region runs from base 153 to 968 and encodes 271 amino acids. The transcript is spliced from 2 exons. NCBI's taxonomy places the organism in Eukaryota, Viridiplantae, Streptophyta, Magnoliopsida, Malpighiales, Salicaceae. The record is from RefSeq and is a predicted model, not a curated record.